This is a messenger RNA of Paramacrobiotus metropolitanus, 3947 nucleotides long. RefSeq lists its product as uncharacterized. NCBI's taxonomy places the organism in Eukaryota, Metazoa, Tardigrada, Eutardigrada, Parachela, Macrobiotidae. The record is from RefSeq and is a predicted model, not a curated record. The transcript has 2 exons. Gene Ontology annotation, biological process: proteolysis. The coding region runs from base 383 to 3622 and encodes 1079 amino acids. Gene Ontology annotation, molecular function: zinc ion binding; nucleic acid binding; aspartic-type endopeptidase activity.
CAUAACUAGCUUAGUCAUGUACCGCCGUUAACCUAUGGUCAUAUAUGUUUUCUCCUAUGGUCAUGCACCUAUGGUCAUGUGUUCGUUUGUCCUAUGGUCAUAGUCCAUGUUUUGCCUUUCUCAUGCCCUUGUGAGCCAGAUGUACUGACAAUGAGUGAUUGUCUGAUAUUAGGUCGACUCCCUUGAUGUUCUGUUAUUUCCGGCUUAGGUCGUUAUAUAAGCCUAUGUUUACUUGUUAUUUGUUAGUUCUUAGCUGAGUAUUAUUAAAGUGGCUAAAACCCGAUAUUCAUUACGCCUUACGGGUAGUGUAAGCGUAUCAUUUGGUGCCGAAAACCUUUUGAUACCGUUACCUUUAGUACGUUCGUUUCGUGGUGGUAGUCUUAUGUCAGUAAAGGGGGAGAUUGACUCCCUGGGCAACUUAUUUUCUGACGACGAAGAUAAACCGGUUGUGGACGACUUGCCGACUGUGGAGACUACGAUGUCGAAGCCGGACGUAUCAGGUGGACGGCAGGCUCCGGCAUUCUCUGUGAAUGCCCGAGAGUUGGCGGACGCGAUGGGAUCGCUAGCCGUGGCGACGGACGUGCGACCGCCGGUGUUCACCGGGAAAGCCGGUGAGAACGUUGCGCAGUGGGUUCGUAGGUUCCGGACGGUUGCGCAGGCGUUGGAGUGGGACGAUGCGAAGCAACUGACGCAAGUCCCUGUGUACUUGACUAGCCACGCGGGUCAGUGGUACAACAAUGUGUCGGAGGACGGGAUGAAGCCCUACACGACGUGGAAGGCCUUCAAGGACGCCCUCCUGGCACGCUUCCUCACGGAAGAUUGGAAGUUGCAGUUGAAGCUGAAGAUUAGUCAACGUAAGUUACAAAAGAACGAAUCCGUUGAAAACUAUUAUAACGACAUGGUUGACCUAUGUUACGAAUACGACACCAAAAUGGACGAUUUGGAUGUCCUGCUGAAGCUGCGGAACGGACUUUACCCGGAGAUCGACAAGAUGCUAGUCACCUCCGCAGCCAAGACGCCUCAGGGAUUCUUCGCGGACCUGCAGAAGGCGGCGCAGUCCUUGCGGCGAGAGGAGCAAGCCAACCAGCGACAGCAGGCGGCGGAUCAGCGUGCCAACAACCAUUUCCGUCGAAGUGGCGGUAAGCCAGAAUUUCAUUCUAAGUUAACCGCUGCUGAUUCCAACCACAGCGACGCAUCGAAACCGGCACGCACCGGAAACGCAUUGACCACACCACGUAAAGAUAAGUCCUGCUGGAACUGCGGAUCAACGGAUCACUUGCUUCGGGAUUGUCCGAAGCGGGCAAAGGAUGCCAAGGGAGCUGCGCCGAGGGCGGGACUCCGGAUGAUGCGCGGAAGCGCAUUGGACCGCACAGGCACGGACGACCAGACACUGGAAGCGGCAGCCACGCUGGCCGCUAUGUCCGGGGCGGAUGCCGGCUGUGCGGCGUAUGGGGCAACGGCGUGUGGGUAUGUGUACCGUAUGAUAGACGGAUACCCGGUUGCGUUGUUAGCAGGUACGUGUCCUGGCUGUAUUGAAUCCACGCCAUUCCGAAGCCGACCUUUGGACACAACUGCGGCGCAUGAGCUGCGCGUGUACCAGGCCGAAAUGGAGGACAAAGGUCAGUCAUCGGAUGAUUCUAGCGAUACCAUCAGCAUUUAUGCCGACUCAGUCUGUGAACCGCGCAAUCGGCGUGGAUCAGCUGACAGCACUGCUACAGUUAACGGAGAUGCACGGCAUGCAAGCACGCAAACGGACGCCGGCAUACAAACGGUCAGUACAGUCAGUGUCGGUGUGCAAGCUAAUAAUUUACUGCUAGUCAAAGCGGAGGAUGCAGAUGAAUUGAUCGAUGUGGAUGUCCAAUUUCAUUGCGGUAAGACGUUGCGUCCGCUUCGGGACGGUGAUUUGUUACCAUACAAGUAUGAGAUUGGCAAGGACUCCUUCGGAUUGUGGGAAAAGAUUCCACGAAAGCGCCCUCUGUACACGAUGAUGCGUACGUCUGGCGAUGGGUGCGAAGGUCGUCACGCUGUGCUCGGAACGCACAUGUGCGUGGAUGUGACCUUGAACGGACAGGCUGCACGUGCCUUGGUGGACACUGGUGCCAACCUCUCCGUUGUGAAUCGAGGCUUCCUGGAGCGGAAGCUGGAUGUCAUGUCGGAUCCACUGAUGAUGCCGGUGGAACUGGGUGAUGGGAGUACGAUCCGUACAACGGGUAAGAUCGUACUCGAUGUUGCGGUAGCAAACCAGAAGCUGCCGGUGGCUUUUUGUGUUUUUGACAAUGUCAGCAACGAGGGAUACGAGUGCGUGCUGGAAUGCAACUUCCUGCGCCAACCCGGCUGGCUGGUGGAUGUGUGCAAUGCGACGCUCUUGUACGUGGGACAGGAUGGUACCACGGUCACGCAUGGAGGAUGUGGUGACACGGUGGUGACGGAUACCUGCGGCCACGCCCGGGAGGCGGUCAUGAUGCCGGCGGCGGCCCUGUGCGCCCGGAUGACCGCGGAUCAGGAAUCCAUGCUGACGACGCCACGAGUGAAUCAGCUUAUGAAGUAUGGCGAUCCGGAUGUACCGGAGGAUGAGCUGGCAAUGUGGGAGUACGAUUGGCCACGCCGUCCCGUUUCGGAUUUUGACAUUGGAAACGCUGAUACAACCGACGGGGUGAGUCGGAUAACUAAGUUGAUUGAGAAGUACGGUGACCUUUUUCAUACUGAGGGCUGUAAAAUGGGUCAGGCUAAGGUAGAGCCGUUCCGUAUUGACCUGAUGCCGGGUACGAAGCCGAAGUUUCGGAAUCAGUACCGGUAUGCACCGCCGGAAGUCGCGGAGAUUAACCGGCAAAUUAGCGCAAUGAUUGACAAGGGGGUGAUUAGACCGUCCCGCAGCGACUGUUCUAGUCCCAUUGUCUUAGCGCGAAAGGAUCAUGGGCGCAGCUGGCGCUUGUGCAAUGACGUCAGGGGUGUUAACAGUAUAACGAUUUUUGAUAAGCACCCUCUGCCGCGUGUGGACGAUUGUUUGCAGGCGUUGUCUGGCAAACGGUAUAUCUCCACGUUGGACUUGGUUUCCGGCUACUGGCAGAUGCCAUUAGCGGAGGAGUCGAAGCCGUUGACAGCCUUCCAGUCGCCAAUGGGGUUCUACGAGUACGAGGAACUGUGCUUUGGGCUCAAGAACGCUCCAUCGUACUUCCAGCGUACCAUGACAACAAUCGUGGGGGACCUCAUCGUGCGGGGCGUCGUUGCGGUCUACUUGGAUGAUGUGAUCAUCGCGACGUCUACAUUGGAGGAGCAUGAAGAAGUAUUGGAGGCGCUGUUUUCUCGAUGUCGGGAGAUCGAGUUAAUGUUCAAACCGAAGAAGUGUCACUUUCUAAAAGCGACAGUCAACGUACUGGGAUUCACGGUAACGCGGGAAGGCGUGGUGGCCGACCCUGAAAAGUGUCGUGGACCGAUAGCUGGAUGCGGAAAGCGGAUUUCGAAUCGCUUGGCGGAACGGAGACAUCGACGUUCGACUGUGGUAGCGGAACCGGUAACUUACGUCAGCGCUCCUGAGGAUCCCGGAUAUGAAGCGAUUAACCCACCGGACAAGGAGGAGGGACGGAUUUUCAUCCCGCUACACCGUACGAAUUACGGGACUUGACGUCUUGAGAGACCUGCGACGUCUGGGAAGGGGGCAAUGUUACAUAACUAGCUUAGUCAUGUACCGCCGUUAACCUAUGGUCAUAUAUGUUUUCUCCUAUGGUCAUGCACCUAUGGUCAUGUGUUCGUUUGUCCUAUGGUCAUAGUCCAUGUUUUGCCUUUCUCAUGCCCUUGUGAGCCAGAUGUACUGACAAUGAGUGAUUGUCUGAUAUUAGGUCGACUCCCUUGAUGUUCUGUUAUUUCAGGCUUAGGUCGUUAUAUAAGCCUAUGUUUACUUGUUAUUUGUUAGUUCUUAGCUGAGUAUUAUUAAAGUGGCUAAAACCCGA